Molecule: messenger RNA, 1350 nt
Organism: Drosophila busckii
Lineage: Eukaryota; Metazoa; Arthropoda; Insecta; Diptera; Drosophilidae
Product: venom serine protease
Exons: 5
Coding region: 62-1276 (404 amino acids)
Biological process (GO): proteolysis
Molecular function (GO): serine-type endopeptidase activity
Source: RefSeq, a predicted model, not a curated record
AUUAGUUGUGGGUGGCAGUUAACAGCCCAAUCAGUUAAUAGCCGUCAACGUUCUUGUCAACAUGCUUGCUCGCAGUCUAAUCUUGCUUAGCUGCUGCCUGCUGCUCACCACUGUGCACAGCCAGACAAUUUACUUCCAGGGCUGCGAUAAUGCCUAUACACUGAACGGAGGCACCACCUACGUUGAGUCGCCCUUCUAUCCACAGAACUAUCCAGCGGGCACUUCAUGUCGCUACCGCUUCACCGCUCCACUCGAUCACUACAUCAAAGCUGAAUGUUCCAUCAGCAUUUAUAAGAAUGGCAAUCAAUGCAGCACGGAUAACUUUUGGAUAGACGCCGAGGGCGAUUUGCUAAUGCGCAAUGCAGAGAAUUUCUGCGGCACCGGCACUUUCACUAGAGAAUCGCUCUUCACCGAGCUCACCAUGGCCUAUAUCUCCAAUAACAGAAACAACGGCAGAUUCCGCUGCGUCUUAACCGUUGUGCCCCAAAAUUGCAACUGCGGCUGGGGUGUGAGCACGCGUAUUGUCAAUGGCGCUGCAGCUGCCAACAAUGAAUAUCCGAGCAUGGUGGCGCUCAAGGACACCACCAACAGCAAUUUGAGAUCCUUCUGCGGUGGUGUAAUCGUUUCUCAUCGUCAUGUUUUAACCGCUGCCCAUUGUACGUAUCAAGUGAACAGUCCCACAAACAUUGUCGCUAUUGCGGGCACCAACAAUUUGCAAGAUCCCACCAGCUCCAUGUACUAUGCUACGUAUGCCAUACAGCAGAUCAUACGUCACGAGAGUUAUCAGAAUGAGCCAAAUGUAGUGAAUGAUAUAGCGCUGCUGAUUACAGCUCGCACUAUUAAAUGGACACGUGGCGUUGGUCCCAUUUGCCUGCCGCCACCUGGCACUUCGAAUAGCUUUGCCUAUGACACUGUCGAUGUAAUUGGCUUUGGCACAACUUCCACGGGCGGCAGACCCUCGACUACGCUGCAGAAAGUCAAUCUAAUGGUUGUCAACAAUAACGAUUGUCAAACUGAAUACCAAGGAUCGGCUACAAUUAAUUCGGGUCAAAUGUGCACCUACGAUUAUUCGGGCAACAGUCGCGAUUCCUGUCAAUACGAUUCAGGCGGUCCGGCUAUAGCUCGCAAAUCGCGACAAUUUCUGCUGGGCAUCAUCAGCUUUGGCAAGACUUGUGCUGCCUCGCCAUAUGCCAUGGGUGUCAAUACGCGAGUUACGACAUACGUAGCCUGGAUACGUCAAAAGAUUGGCAACGCCAAUUGCGUAGUUGCCAUGUAAUCAACUCGGAACGCUUACCAUGUCGCCUGAUGUAUGUAAAUAAUCUCAAAUGUUAGAUUCAUAAUAAAACAAAG